Messenger RNA from Syngnathoides biaculeatus (alligator pipefish), 2744 nucleotides. RefSeq names its product purinergic receptor P2Y13 (gene p2ry13). The transcript has 4 exons. Gene Ontology annotation, molecular function: G protein-coupled purinergic nucleotide receptor activity. Gene Ontology annotation, cellular component: membrane. Gene Ontology annotation, biological process: G protein-coupled receptor signaling pathway; negative regulation of adenylate cyclase activity. NCBI's taxonomy places the organism in Eukaryota, Metazoa, Chordata, Actinopteri, Syngnathiformes, Syngnathidae. The record is from RefSeq and is a predicted model, not a curated record. The coding region runs from base 146 to 1249 and encodes 367 amino acids.
AACUCAAGUAACACCAAUACAUGUUCAAUGGGUUUCCCUAGUUUGGCUAACUUCCUGUGGAUAAGAGUGGAGUAAGCGGAAUCAGAUAUUUCACUUCUUCCUUCUUUUGAAAUAUUGUUUCCCCCGGCACCCCAUCAUUCCUUAUAUGUUCUUCUUUUUCUCAUACUCCACACUGUCACAUAGUACCGGAGAGGACAAGACACAAAAGAUGAACAGCUCACUAGCCAAUGUCUCCUUCAAGUGCGUCAGGGAUUACAGCGUGACUUCAGUGGUGUUUCCCUCCCUGUACAGCGUCCUCUUUAUAGUCGCCCUGGUGCUUAAUUUUGGAGCAGCAUGGAUCUUCUUCAGCAUUCCGAGCAAGUCAACAUUCAUGGUUUUUCUAAAGAAUGUGGUGGUGGCUGAUGUGUUAAUGACGUUGACCAUCCCCCUGAAAGCCCUAACAGACGCUGGUGUGGGCUCAGGUUCACUGCGGGCCUUCCACUGCCGUUACUCGGCUGUACUCUUCUACACCACCAUGUACAUCAGCAUCAUCCUGCUCGGCCUCAUCAGCCUUGACCGCUACCUGAAGAUAGUCCGGCCCUUCGGAAAGGGUGCCUUGCAGCGUGUCUGGGUCGGCAAGCUGCUGAGUGCCUCUGUGUGGAUAGGCAUGUUGUCUUUAGCGCUUCCCAAUGUGAUUCUAAGCAACCAGCCACCACGCUACUCUAACGGACGAGUCAAGUGCACCUCCAUGAAGAGCCAGGCCGGCUUGUUCUGGCAUGAAGGAUUCAUCUAUUUCUGUGAGGUGAUCUUCUGGGGAACGCUGGCCCUGAUGGUGUUCUGCUACACGUUCAUCAGCAAGAAGGUCUAUGAGUCAUACAAAGCCUCAAAGAGCAGCUCUCAGGCAGCCACCCGCCGAACCAAAGCAAAAGUCUUUGUUGUGGUCGCUGUCUUCUUCAUCUGUUUCGCCCCCUACCACUUUGCACGAGUUCCUUACACUCUGACGCAGACUAGCAAUGCCAUCAGCCACUGUCGGACGAAGAACGCCCUUUUCGUCGCCAAGGAAGCCACACUUUGGCUGUCGGCCUCCAAUGUGUGUCUGGACCCACUUAUUUAUGUGUUCCUGUGCAGUGUGUUCAGGAGGAGACUCAGAGCCACGCUCAGACGCAAGCCCCUGCCUAAGGGAGACUCCCCCACUGCCACAUCCACGCAGCUGGAGAUGUCGCAGAUUGCAAAUAACAACCGAGUUGUACAAGCUAGCCCACCAAAAUAACACACUGGAGUGAUCUAAUUAUAAUAUUUGAUAUUUGAUUGAUAAUUAGAUAGUGCUUGUAAAACGGUGAGAAACUUUAAAAACGAUUGGUCAAAUGUUAGAAAUGUUGUCCAGUUCUGAUAAGACUGCUACUAUGGCAACAUCAAUGGCUAAUAUUACAGCUUCUGAGAUGGCAUUGCUUACAAGCUUUUAAUUUAACUUAUGCAAUGUCUAAACCAUGCCAGAAAACAUGUCUUAAAGCAAGAGUUGAUUUUUUUCCACUCAAGACUUGGAAGGAACCAAGGUGAAUAGCCACCAUUUUCUUUUUUCAUAAACAAAGCUGACUAAACAGGACCAGAAGUGCAGUGUUGUUGGAGGCACACGUCAGCGUCUGAUUGCUAACAUAUAAACAGAGUACAGUAUAUAUUGUUGGGCUGUAGCAGUCACAAGCCUAGCCACCACAGCCAUACUUCCAUUGGGCAAAACAUAGCAGGGACUGACAGUGCGAGCUGUGGCUUAUUUGCAUGAGAUAGGGUAGCACUGUCAUUUUUUCUUUGCUAAGACACCUCUAAACCUUUCUAGUUUGUGGGAGAAUGGCAAACCACAGAGACAAUACAGAAGCUUAAAGGAAACAAUGUCACUGCAGCUGAUCAUGACAUUGCAGCAAUGACCGCACUGUUCCUGCCAAACAAUGUCGUCAACUUCCUGAUCUCUAACUUACUUAAACGUAUACUUUUCCACUGUAAACUCAAAUGCAAACAUUUAGUUUGCACUUAUGCACACGUGUACUGCUUGGACUAAAGUUGAGAAAAAAUGUUUUUAUAUUUUAAAUGUUUUUUUAUGUUUCAUUAAGGAUAUAAUAUUUUCUGUUGCAUUUUAGCAUGAUUGCACAAUACAUGCUUGAUUUACUCAUUGAGGUGGAUUAAUUGAUUGAUUGAUUGAUUUUCACUAAACUGUACACAAACUCUGGAGAUAGUUUGAGUAAUGCCUGGAAUCCAGUGGCUGUGACAUACAACUGUACUGAUAAUUGGGCCAAUUUUGAACAUUUUUCCCUUUUUCCGAUCAAUGUUGUCAAAAGCCAGGUUUACAGAUGCCUCUGAAAUAUUAUGAUUAGCACUUAUCCACUGGUUUGGGGAGUGUCAAGAAUGAUUUUUUCUUUACUUGUAAAUGUUAAACCUGUUCAGUAUUUGCAGUGGCAAAUUGUCUUGUGCAUAGUCACCACGAUUUUCAGGUUAGGGUUAGGGAUUCUUAUGUCAAUUAUCUCAACAUAUCCAAUUUGAAUAAAAAUAAAUAAAUGUAAUUAAGUUUUUUUUUAAGUAACCUGUGUUAUUCUACAUGUAUUGAACAUACAGUAUAUGUCAUGUACUGUACCAUAGUUCCUCACAAAAGACGUAAGUGGGGCACACAGUACACACAAUCGUGUCAAAUAUGAGCAUUUUCUCUGCCUUGUGAUCGGCAUGAUCGUGGGAUGUCUCUAAAAGACCAAGAUCAGUAAAAAUUAAACAGGACAAUCUAC